Molecule: messenger RNA, 1468 nt
Organism: Drosophila guanche
Lineage: Eukaryota; Metazoa; Arthropoda; Insecta; Diptera; Drosophilidae
Product: epidermal retinol dehydrogenase 2
Exons: 4
Coding region: 388-1365 (325 amino acids)
Cellular component (GO): lipid droplet
Molecular function (GO): oxidoreductase activity, acting on the CH-OH group of donors, NAD or NADP as acceptor
Source: RefSeq, a predicted model, not a curated record
UUGGAAUUGUGACUUCAGCAUAAGCGGACGUGAGUGCGGAUCGGGCCUAGCAUAGCUAAGAGUUAAAGUGCGAAUCGAAAGAGAGAUACAUAGAGAAAUUCAUAGGAAUUCCAUUUGCACUUGUUUUGUGUUCGGCUCAUUUGAUAUGCACAGCUGAGCCCCUCAAUAAAAGUUAUCAAAUUGUGCAUGCUGAAUGCCAUUUUGACUGGUGUGCCACAAAGCCACAAAGCCCCUUAAUCAACCAUUCCAGCCGCGCAUGCGCAGUGAAUACGAAAAACUCCCCCGCACGUGCCUCGAGUGUAAUUCGCGACUUCACUCAACUCGAUUGAGUGCCAAGGCCUGGGGCAAACCGUCAACUAACUCUGGGUCAUCCAUCCAUCCAUCAACAUGACAUCUGCUCCUGGACUCCCACACAUGGAUCGCCCACUGUUGGCUUUCUAUCAGUUUUUCCUCGACCUGAUUAUAUUCGCCAUUAAAUCGGUGUUUUAUAUACUGGAAACGCUCUACUAUACACUGCUGCCCAUGCGUUUUAGAAAGUUGAAGAACAUCUCCGGGCAGGUGGUGCUCGUCACUGGUGGAGGCGGCGGCGUUGGUCGUCUGAUAGCGCUCAACUUUGCUCGACUGGAGGCGCGAAUUGUCAUCUGGGAUAUCAAUCAAGAAGCCAUCAAGACAACGGUGGAUCUGUUGGCCAAGCAUGGCUACAACAACUGCAAGGGCUAUGUGGUGGAUAUAUCCGAUCGGGAGCAGAUCUAUCAGCGCGCAGGACAAGUCAUCGAGGAAGUGGGCCCCGUGGAUAUAUUGAUCAAUAAUGCAGGAAUUGUGUGCUGCAAACCAUUCUGGGACCUGCACGAUCGAGUCAUCCAGAACACGUACAACAUCAACAUCAUUUCGCACUACUGGACGGUGAAGGCAUUCCUGCCGCACAUGAUGCGCCACAAUCGCGGGCACAUUGUCACCGUGGGCUCUGUCACUGGCAUGCUCGGCACCUAUGGCUGCAGCGAUUAUGCGGCCACCAAGUACGCGUGCAUUGGCUUCCACGAGAGUCUGCUGACGGAUCUGAAGGCCCAUGGCUAUGAUCAGGUACAGAUGAGUCUUAUUUGCCCGUACUACAUCAACACGGGCAUGUUCUCGGGCGUGCGUCCACGCAUGCAGCCCAUGCUGGAGCCGCAGUAUGUGGCCGAUCGCAUCGUGCAGGCUGUGCGCUGCAACGAGGUUUGGUGCGUGCUGCCCAACUCCAUACGCCUGCUGACGCCACUGAAAUGUCUUUUGCCCGCCAAAAUGUGCUGGGAGCUGAUGUCACGCGUCAUACGCGGCCCCGAGUCCAUGAUGAUGUUCCAGGGACGUGGACGUGUGGCCGCUGGCUAGUCUGGACACCUCCGAUACGAGUUACAAUUGGGAAAUCCUUCUAGCUUAAGUCUUUUAUCUAUAAUUGUUAUGUUAAACUAAGUAAAACGAUUCAGGAAACGGA